Aureobasidium musti is the source of this 1683-nucleotide messenger RNA. The record is from the annotation of a GenBank genome assembly. Lineage: Eukaryota; Fungi; Ascomycota; Dothideomycetes; Dothideales; Saccotheciaceae.
AUGCUCUUCGAUAAAGCUUCGGCUCUUUUGCUGGCCAGCUCGGGUCUGUUGCAGCCCUCCAGACAUGUCAUCAGCCGCCUUCAGACUCCAAUCCAACCAGCCAAGUUUGAUUGGAAGAACAUAACCGCACACGAAUCACUGGUCUACCACGACUGUUACGGCGGCUUCCAGUGUGCUAGGUUACAGAUAGCUCUAAUCAGACUCCCUGCACCUGUCCCAGUGACUGAUAGCAGAUAUGGUGGUGCUUUGGUUCUCAAUCCUGGUGGUCCUGGAGGUUCUGGUGUAGAAAUGGUUAUCUCAAGUGGCAGAGCCAUCCAAGUCCAGAUCAAUGCAGGAUCAAAGGCGGACAACAAAACGGCCAAGUUCUUCGAUGUCAUCGGCUUCGACCCUCGCGGUGUUCUCUGCACUUCACCCACGUACCAUUGUUUCCCCAACUUCAUCGAUAAAUUGAACUACGGCAGUGCAUUGUCAGCCUACGGUCCGCCUGGCAGCAGCGACACAGCAUUUACCAAUCUCUGGACCAAUGCACGUACUCAAGCGGACUCAUGUUCGAAAAGAGCCAUCCAGGCAGGCAUCGGAGAGCACAUGUCUACAACGAGCGUCGCCAGAGAUAUUCUGGAAAUCUUCGAGAGACACGGCGAGUGGAGAGAACAAGAGGCUCGCAAAAUUCUGUCAUCAUCUGCGCCGUCACAGAGCGACUUGCCUGACCAUGUCAGAUACCAACCUGGCCAAGAGAUGGUCCAGUACUGGGGAAUCAGUUAUGGCACUGUCCUAGGAGCUACACUCGCCGACAUGUAUCCCCAUCGGGUGCAGCGGAUGAUCUUGGACGGCGUCGUUGAUUCCUUCGACUACUACCAAGGUACACUGACCACUAUGCUGCAAGACACAGAUCUGGAGCUCGACAAGUUUGCUGAGUACUGUUGGAGGGGCGGACCCGAAAAUUGCGCUCUUCACCACGCAGACGGACCCAACGCAAUCGAUCAAAGAUUCUCAGCCAUCACGCAGAACCUCAUCCGGAAUCCCAUCGGUGUGCCAGGAACCGACGAUUUCCCUCCUGACCUGGCGACCUAUAGCGAUCUUCAGGAUCUCUUGGUACUAAGUUCUUACCUCCCUUUGGCAACUUUUCAUAACCUCGCAGAAAUCAUGGCAGAAGUCGAAGCUGGCAACGCUACUGCUCUGGUCGAAGGCAGGCGCUCCAUGAGUUCCUUGCUCGCCCGUGGUCUUUCCAAGAAGUGCCGUAGAGAUGGACCUUACUCCGCUGCUUGCAAUCCUCGGAGCAUGGGCGAGCUAGAUCACAUGAUAACUGUAGGCAUUCAGUGCAGUGAUGCCCAGCCUCAAACCAACAUGACGAAAGAGCAGUAUUGGAAUUACCUGCAGGACGAAAUGAAGGAGAGUAAGAUGUUCGGAGAUGUUGCUGCGAAGACCAGACUGUACUGCACGCAGGUAAACUCAAGUCUCUACUCUCCCAAGGUCAAAUGCUUCUGCACUACUAGGGCCGUGAGGACGUACUUCCAGACCGGAGAGCUGCCAAAGGAAGACACUGUAUGCAUGCCCAACAGAGUCCCGCUUGAUGGGUACAGCGAGGAGAUGGACCCUCCUCUGCCCGAGGGCGAGACCGAUGAGGAACUGUGGAAGGCUAUCGUUGGUGUCGACUAUCCUAUUCCAGUGAUUCCGGUGCUCUGA